GACUGGGUUGAAACAUACAAGGUGCAGCUGAGUAAUGACUCGGAGACCUGGAAACCCUGCAUGAAUGGGACGGUGGAGGCGGUGAGUAAACACUGAGGACUGUGCAAAGUUGAUGUAGAAGUUACAGAAUGGAGUCGUGAAUGAUGCCUGCCCCUGUGAGCAAUAGAACAUGGGUUCGUUAACAAAGAAACUGGAGGCCAACCCUUUAGGAUGUAGAGGGAAAUGUAUCAAGAAGAUGGUUGUUGUUACAGCGUGAAAAUGUUAUUCUGGUGUGACUUGAUGUGCUGCUGAAUACUAGGAGGUCCAUAAGUCCAUUAAGGGACAGGCCAUCGGUUUCAUUUCCAAAGUGAAAUAGGUAUUGUUCUGUACAUAACGAGUAAAACAGUAACGACUAAGGCUGUGUGGUCUUUUGACCAAUCACAUUAACACCUCUACAGGGCAAAUGAUUUAACCCACAUCUGAUUGGUAGUGGUAAAAUGUGCUUGGUGGGAAAACUUUUCAAAGUAGGAAGGAGAGGCUAGGGAGAGAGGUAGAAGGAGACAGGGACCUGACGGUCAGUCAAGCCAGGCUUCGAACCACGUCGUCCUGCAGAAUGUGUGGUCUGAAAUCAUGAGACCGCUACACCGGACCCCGGCACAGCAUGAGAACGCUACACCGGACCCCAACACAGCAUGAGACCGCUACACCGGACCCCGGCACAGCAUGAGACCACUACACCGGACCCCAACACAGCAUGAGACCGCUACACCGGACCCCGGCACAGCAUGAGACCGCUACACCGGACCCCGACACAGCAUUCCUGGGCCUUCCACUAUUCUAUAUCAACUGUGGGGGCAAGGCCGCAUUUGCAAAUUGUCUGUCACCAAACCUAUGAUGAAAACGUGUUUGAUGGGUCCAGAAAUGAACCUGAGACCCCCUAUCUGGCCCUCUUCCCAGAGCCCAUGGUAGCUCGCUGGAUCCGCAUCAACCCCCAGACCUGGUACUUCAACGGGACCAUCUGUCUCAGAGCUGAGAUACUGGGCUGCCCUCUUCCAGAUCCAGACAACGUCUGGCAACACCUUUCUGAGAAACCAACUGGCUCUAAAGAUAAUCUGGACUUCAGACACCACAACUACAAGGAGAUGAGGAAGCUGAUGAAGGCUGUGACGGAAGAAUGCCCUCGCAUCACCCGUGUCUACACCAUCGGCAAGAGCUACACCGGACUGAAGCUGUACGUCAUGGAGAUCUCUGACAACCCCGGCAAACAUGAACUAGGUGAGCCAGAGUUUCGCUAUGUGGCCGGUAUGCAUGGCAACGAGGUGGUGGGCAGAGAGCUGCUGCUGAACCUCAUGCAGUACAUCUGCCGGGAGUUCCGGCGGGGCAACCCGCGCAUCGUGCGCCUGGUGACCUCCACACGCAUACACCUUCUGCCGUCCAUGAACCCCGACGGAUACGAGACGGCCUACGAGAAGGGAUCAGACCUGGCAGGCUGGGCCCUGGGGCGGUACAGCUACGAGUGGGUUGACAUGAACCACAACUUUCCUGACCUGAACAACAUCAUGUGGGACGCCAAGGAGAACGACACAGAGACGGUUAAAACAGCCAACCACUACAUCCCAAUACCAGAGUACUACACUAAAGAAGAUGCCUUCGUGACCCCGGAGACACGCGCCGUCAUCAGCUGGAUGCAGGACAUCCCCUUCGUCCUGAGUGCCAACCUCCACGGGGGCGAACUGGUGGUCACCUACCCUUUCGACUGCACCCGGGACUGGGCGCCGCAGGAGAACACCCCGACGCCGGACGACGUUUUCUUCCGCUGGCUGGCCACCGUCUAUGCCUCCACCAACCUGGUCAUGGCCAACCCUGACCGGAGGAUCUGCCACACGGAGGACUUCCAACAGCACAACAACAUCAUCAACGGGGGAGCCUGGCACACGGUCCCUGGCAGUAUGAAUGACUUCAGCUACUUGCACACAAACUGCUUCGAGGUGACGGUGGAGCUGUCCUGCGAUAAAUUCCCCCACGCCAGUGAACUGCCUACUGAGUGGGAUAACAACAAGGAGUCUUUGCUGAUCUACAUGGAGCAGGUCCACAGAGGCAUUAAGGGUGUGGUGAGGGACAAGCUGACAAAGAAGGGCAUCGCAGAUGCCAUCAUCAAAGUAGAAGACCUGGACCACGACAUCCGAUCAGCGGCGGAUGGGGACUACUGGCGUUUGCUAAACCCGGGGGAUUUCAAAGUGACGGCGUUGGCGCAGGGAUACCUCCCGUCCGUGAGGCAGUGCAGGGUCGGGACUGAAGCACAAGCCACCAUCUGCGACUUCGCCCUGAUCAAGACACCUCAGCAGACGAUUAGGGAAAUCCUAGCCAAAGGAGGGAAACUGCCCCAGGACCUGCAGCUGAAGCUCCGGGCUCUGCGGCUCCGCAAGCUCAGGGCCUCCACCAAGGCCAUCAACCAGCGUAGGGAGCAGGGCCGGAAGGCCAGGGGGAGGCGCUCCACCGGAAGGAGGCGAUCGGCUUGGGCGCCACGCCCUCUCACACCUCUUGCCUGAGAGACUGAGGAGGGACUGAGGUGCAGUCUCAAAUGACAACCUGUUACCCCAUAGGGCCCCUGUCAAAUGUAGUGAGCUAUGUAGGUAACAGAGUGCGAUUUGGGAUGCAGACUAAGGCUUGGACUCGACUGUGUACUUCAGGUGGACCAUUUCCCAGUCGGCGACUUUGAACAGACUGAUAUCAGGCGAACAAGAUGAGAUUUGAAGAGUGUUUCUCUAGAAAGUCAGCCAUGUGGUCCAUCUGACAGACACACAGAACCUUAAACACUGCAGUCUCUGUAUUCCCAGUGAAUGUGUAGCCCAGUGGCAGAUCUCUUUGUGCAGUUUAGCAAUUACAAUUGGACAAUAGCUGUCAGCAAGACAGCAACAAUGUAUCUGGGCACCAGGCUAGUGAAUGUCCAGUUGUUUAUGGCUCCUAUCAUCCAGCUUCUCUGUGUGGUCAAGUUAAAUGUUUCAUGUGGCCACUACAGUAUCAGCUGGCCUGGUACUGUCUUGUUUUAUAACCAUGUGUAUCAUUAUGCAUUUGACGGUUUCAUUAAAGGACCGCUUGGGAGUUCGAUCAAGUAGGGAUUUGAUCACAGUA
Messenger RNA from Esox lucius (northern pike), 3111 nucleotides. RefSeq names its product probable carboxypeptidase X1. Gene Ontology annotation, molecular function: metallocarboxypeptidase activity; zinc ion binding. The record is from RefSeq and is a predicted model, not a curated record. Gene Ontology annotation, biological process: proteolysis. The coding region runs from base 765 to 2528 and encodes 587 amino acids. Lineage: Eukaryota; Metazoa; Chordata; Actinopteri; Esociformes; Esocidae. The transcript has 10 exons.